AUGGAGAGGUACAAGUUAAUUAAGGAAGUUGGUGAUGGAACAUUUGGGAGUGUUUGGAGAGCCAUUAAUAAGCAAAGUGGUGAAGUUGUUGCAAUAAAGAAAAUGAAGAAGAAAUAUUACUCUUGGGAGGAGUGUGUAAACCUGAGAGAAGUCAAGUCAUUGCGAAAAAUGAAUCAUCCAAAUGUUGUGAAACUGAGGGAAGUUAUUCGAGAAUGUGACACUCUGUGCCUUGUUUUUGAGUACAUGGAAUACAACCUGUACCAACUUAUGAAAAACCGGGAAAAGCUGUUUUCUGAAAAUGAUGUUAGAAAUUGGUGUUUUCAAGUUUUCCAAGGUUUAGCUUACAUGCAUCAGCGGGGAUACUUUCAUCGUGAUCUGAAGCCAGAGAACUUGCUGGUCACCAAGGAUGUCAUCAAGAUUGCUGAUUUUGGCCUAGCCCGAGAAAUCAGUUCACAGCCACCCUAUACCGAGUAUGUCUCCACACGGUGGUAUCGUGCUCCUGAAGUCCUACUUCAGUCCCAUCUAUAUGGAUCUAAAGUUGAUAUGUGGGCAAUGGGUGCUAUUAUGGCUGAGUUGUUUACUCUCCGUCCUCUAUUCCCCGGUACCAGUGAAGCAGAUGAGAUCCACAAAAUAUGCAGUGUAAUAGGUAGUCCAACAAAUGAAUCUUGGGCAGAUGGACUCAAGCUUGCCAGGGAUAUCAACUAUCAGUUUCCGCAGCUUGCUAGUGUACAUCUCUCUGCUUUGAUUCCAUCCAGAAGUGAUGAUGCAAUCAGCCUUGUUACAUCACUUUGUUCAUGGGAUCCCUGCAAGAGACCAACAGCAGCAGAGGCUCUUCAACAUCCUUUCUUCCAGAGUUGCUUUUACAUCCCUCCAUCCCUUCGCACGAGAUCUGUGACUAGAACUCCUCCAUCUGCUGGGACCAGGGGUUCACUGGAUCGGCAGGGGCUCAAGAGACACUCUGGUGCUUUGCCUAGUACAAAAAUCGCCAAGAAUUUUUCUUCCCCAAAAUUACAAGCUUCUGUAACUUCAGGUGUGCAGCGGAAGCUGGAUUUGGCUAACGUGGACAAGAACAAGAAGUCAUUGAAGACUACUCAACAAUCAAAAUAUCGAUUACCAGGAAAAGACAGCCCGACUUCUAUAAACAAGGGGAGGACUGCACGCGGGGUUUCAGAAACCACUGAGAAGGUUGCCAAUAUGUCCAUUGGUACGCGAAGACAGUCCUUUGGACAUAGCCGUCCACCGCCUCCAAUGAAGGCUGGAGUCAAUUGGAUUUCUGAAUCUGGAAACUUCAUGCUGAGGUCAGGACAACAAAUUCCAGCUGAGAGAAAAGUUGCCGGCUGA
This is a messenger RNA of Sphenostylis stenocarpa, 1341 nucleotides long. NCBI's taxonomy places the organism in Eukaryota, Viridiplantae, Streptophyta, Magnoliopsida, Fabales, Fabaceae. The record is from the annotation of a GenBank genome assembly.